GGCUUCUAAAAUGGAUUGUUGAAGGUCACCUUGAAUUAACUCGCCGGCCGCCUCGCAGCUGGUGUCUCUAUAACAUCUCCAGACGCCCCCACUACGUGACCUACCGCACGGCACUUUCUACCUGGAAGUGUGCACGUAGCCAAAAUGGCGACAAUACUGAAGCUGUUUCAACCGCUCCAGCCCAAGCAGGAAGACACUGGCUGUAAGAUAACUGUCGUUGGAGCUGGCCAAGUCGGUAUGGCUGCGGUCUUCUCGAUGCUUACCCAGGGAGUUUCAAACAACAUAGCUCUAGUAGAUGUGAUGGCGGAAAAGCUUAGAGGAGAAAUGAUGGAUCUUCAACAUGGAUCGGCUUUUAUGAAUAAUGCCAAGAUUAAUGCUAGCACCGAUUAUGCAAUUACUGCUGGUUCAAAGAUUUGUGUGGUGACUGCUGGUGUCCGGCAGCGAGAAGGAGAGACUCGGCUCGAUCUGGUGCAAAGAAAUACUGACAUCUUAAAAGUCAUCAUCCCAAAACUGUUACAAUAUAGCCCUGACACAAUCUUCCUGAUUGCCAGUAACCCGGUAGAUAUUUUGACUUACGUCACGUGGAAAAUCAGCGGGCUCCCAAAGCAUAGAGUUAUUGGUUCAGGAACGAACCUCGAUUCUGCAAGAUUUAGAUAUCUUCUCUCUGAAAGACUCUCUAUUGCAACCACCUCCUGCCACGGUUAUAUUAUUGGAGAGCACGGAGACAGUAGUGUGCCAGUAUGGUCGGGUGUCAACAUCGCUGGUGUUAGACUCAGUGAUAUGAAUCCUGACAUCGGAACUGACAAAGACUCUGAAAGCUGGAAGGAUAUCCACGAUAUGGUGGUGAAAAGUGCGUACGAAGUAAUCAAAUUGAAGGGAUACACAUCAUGGGCCAUUGGAUUGUCGCUUUCGCAGCUGUGUUCUGCAAUACUAACAAACGCAAAUAGCGUGCACGCAGUGACAACAUAUGUGAAGGGUGAACACGGAAUCGAGCAGGACGUGUUUUUGUCUCUGCCAUGCGUUUUGGGCUCUAGUGGCGUAUCGGAUGUGAUACGACAACGGUUGACCGAAAAUGAACAGACCCAAUUUCGCAAAUCGGCUGAAAUGAUGGCAAAAGUUCAGUCGGGAAUAAAGUAUUGAUUUGACACCAAAGUUUUGUCUUAAAUUAUUCAAUGUAUCGUGUUCGAUGUUGUGAUGAUCAUUUGGUUUAUACACGCAAUAUGAUAUGCGAUAUUUUUUAUCCUAUUAAUGUCUCUUGCAUUUUAUAAAAUAUUUUCAAUAAUAUUUCGAGUCUAUGUCUAUUAAAAUGUUUAAUUUAAUUAAUACGUAUAUAUUUAAGAAGAAGAAAUGUGUUUUUUAUUUGAGUUGUUGGGAAUUUGAACUGGAUUAAUUAUUACAUCUAACUGCACUGAUUUUAUGAAGUAUUUUCAGAAAUGUUAGGGAUAUUUCAAUUUAAGUUUAUUUUAAUGUUUAAUUAAACCUCAACACAAUGAGCCAAAGUAGGUUUUGUAGUUUUGAUAUGCUGUAACACCUCUUUUUGUAUUUAAAUAUUACUUUAAUAGGCACAUGAUUUAUUUAAUAAAUGAGUUUCAUUA
Messenger RNA from Pieris napi, 1595 nucleotides. RefSeq names its product L-lactate dehydrogenase (gene Ldh). Gene Ontology annotation, cellular component: cytoplasm. The record is from RefSeq and is a predicted model, not a curated record. NCBI's taxonomy places the organism in Eukaryota, Metazoa, Arthropoda, Insecta, Lepidoptera, Pieridae. The transcript has 7 exons. Gene Ontology annotation, biological process: carboxylic acid metabolic process. Gene Ontology annotation, molecular function: L-lactate dehydrogenase (NAD+) activity. The coding region runs from base 145 to 1140 and encodes 331 amino acids.